Molecule: messenger RNA, 1195 nt
Organism: Heteronotia binoei (common prickly gecko)
Lineage: Eukaryota; Metazoa; Chordata; Lepidosauria; Squamata; Gekkonidae
Product: ribonuclease H1-like
Exons: 8
Coding region: 211-816 (201 amino acids)
Biological process (GO): DNA replication, removal of RNA primer
Molecular function (GO): RNA-DNA hybrid ribonuclease activity; nucleic acid binding
Source: RefSeq, a predicted model, not a curated record
AUUAUUUCAUGCUAGUUCUUGGGAAAGCCCUCUAGCUCUUAUUCCUUUAGUUGCCCCCUUUCUUUUUCUUCUGUGGUUCUUCCCAGGGGUCUUCCCGCCAGAGUACAAACACGCAGACGUGGUGCUUCUUCACUGCUGUUUUGCUGCUUAAGGCUGCAGGUCGUUCUUUUGCGCUCAGCGAGCUAACGAACAGGCAGUUGCAGCGGGAACAUGUUCUAUGCUGUGCGCAAAGGCAGGAGGCCAGGAGUGUAUUCAUCCUGGGAUGAAUGUAGAGACCAAGUUGAUGGAUACGGGUAUGCUAGUUUCAGAAAAUUUGAAAGUGAGGAAGAUGCUUGGGACUUUGCAAAUGGCGAGUCAUCGAGAUCAACAGGACGCUAUACAGAUGUUUAUACUGAUGGAUGUUGUUCAAAUAAUGGACGCCGUGAUGCACGUGCUGGAACAGGAGUCUAUUGGGGACCUGAUCAUCCUCUAAAUGUUAGUGAGAGACUUCCUGGGCGGCAAACUAAUCAAAGAGCUGAAAUAAAUGCAGCUACCAGGGCUGUACAGCAAGCUAGAAGUCAAAAUAUCACGAAACUGAAUAUCCAUACUGACAGCAAGUUCACCAUUGAUGGUAUGACAAAGUGGGUUCCAAACUGGGAGCGUAAUGGUUGGAAAACCAGCACCGGGAAAGAUGUAGUCAACAAAGAGGACUUUCAAAGGCUUACUAACCUUUCAGAAGGCAUGGACAUCAAAUGGACCCAUGUUCCAGGUCAUGCAGGAUGUAAGGGAAAUGAAGCUGCUGAUCGUCUUGCAAGAGAAGGAGCUGGAAAACCCUGAUCAUAGUGUUUUGGAAUUACAAAGUUCCUUAAGAGUUCUCUGGCUGUAAUAACAAUAUGGGUUUGUUAACCUGUGUCAGCAUUUCUAGUUAACAUGCAUUUUUUGUUGCAUCUCUGCCCAGCUUUGAUGAUACGUGAGAAGACUCACAAGUGCAUACUUUUCCCUAUUCUGUAGAGGCAUUUUCAAGGUUCUAAUUGAAAUUAAUUCAAUUUAUGUUGGAAUUAAACUGCUUCAUGUUUUUAGGCAGCACUUUUCCAUACUUCACAGCUGCAAAUUUGUUUUUAAACGUUGUAAUUCUAGCUAUUUUAGAAGUGUCCGUAGGAUGCUGAACAACAGUAUGUUUUCCCAUUGAGCUUUGAAAUAAAAAUUUUUGCUUUUA